Messenger RNA from Colletotrichum acutatum, 1939 nucleotides. RefSeq names its product cytochrome P450. The record is from RefSeq and is a predicted model, not a curated record. Gene Ontology annotation, molecular function: oxidoreductase activity, acting on paired donors, with incorporation or reduction of molecular oxygen; heme binding; monooxygenase activity. The transcript is spliced from 6 exons. Bases 156 to 1697 code for a protein of 513 amino acids. NCBI's taxonomy places the organism in Eukaryota, Fungi, Ascomycota, Sordariomycetes, Glomerellales, Glomerellaceae.
AGCGGGCUAAAAGUGACUGGUAGGUAUAUCAACAGGUGCAGGGGCCCUGCAAUCAUGGAGACUCUCAGCUGUAGAUCUGUCGCGUCGUCGUCGUCGCUUUGUCUGCGUGUAAACGCCGUCGACAGAAAGUUGCGCCGCGCUAUGUGACAGUAGCCAUGUCUUUUCAAGAGCAGAUCUCCAAUAUGAGAGGGACUAACGAUGCACUAUUUCCACCCUCAUUGCACGGCAGUAUUGCGCUCUUUGCAUUGAUUCCGCUAUCGAUUUGGUAUCUAUUGUCUUGGUACCGGUUACGGCACAUCCCAGGCCCUUUCUUGAACUCUCUUUCGAUUCUACCGAUGCAGCAUAUGACAAGAGGUGGAAAGUUGAGUUUCAUGUUGAAAGAUCUAGGAGACAAAUAUGGACCGCUAGUGCGCGUUGGCCCAAACGAAGUCUUGUUCGGCGAUCCAGACGCAUACCGCAAGAUAUCGGCGGUCAGAUCGGACUUCACCAAAGGGCCCUGGUAUGCUCUCGCCAAGGUCGUGCCUGACCAAGACAGCCUUUUCUCGAUGAGAGACGAUGACCUGCGAAAAGAGUAUAGAGCGAAGCUGAGUCCUGGUUACGCCGGCAGAGAAAACGGUGGUUUCGAACCCGGCGUCGACAGAAUUGUCGCGCAAUUCGUCAAUCUUGUCGAAACUAAGUACAUCUCCACGUCAAAGGAAUUCCGGCCGAUAGAGUUCUCCCAUAAAUCUCAAUACUUUGCACUCGACGUUGUCAGCGAGCUUUCUUUCGGAGAAGCUCUUGGAUUCCUUGCAAACGAUGAGGACUUGUUCGGUUACGUGGCAACCAAUGACCUCAUCUUUCCGUAUCUCGCAGUCAUGCUCAACAUACCAUGGGUAGGCAUCUUUAUGCAACAAUGGCCGUUGAACAAGCUUUUACCCUUCUCAAGUGACGAAUUCGGCUUUGGUAAACUGAUGCGGAUGGCCAAAAGCCUCGCAGAUAAAAAGCUGGCUGCCGUGACGGAUGAAAAUAAUAUGGUCCAACAACAUCUCCGUAACGGAGUGACUUACAAAGAGCUCUUGGCAGAGAUUUUUUUGGAACUAAUCGCGGGAUCCGACUCUACCGCCACCGCAGUACGCAUGAUCAUGCUCUGUCUGCUCAACACGCCAUCGUCACUGAAUGCACUGCGUCGCGAGAUGGACCAAGGCAUUGCUCAAGGCCGCAUCAGCUCCCCGAUCCGCGACUCGGAGGCCCGCCAAUUACCUUACCUGCAGGCCGUCAUCAGAGAAGGCAUACGCAUGUACCCCCCGUCAACGGGUCUCAACUAUAAGCAAGUAGCCAAGGGAGGAACAGAGCUUCAUGGGCAGUUCUUGCCAGAGGGAACGCAGAUGGGAGUCAAUAUUCAAAAGUUGAUGAGGUCCAAGGACACGUUCGGCUGCGACGCGGACGUGUUCCGGCCGGAGCGCUGGCUGGAAGUCGCCGCCGAGGACGAAGACCGCUUUCGAGAGAUGUGUGGCGUCGUUGACCUUGCGUUCGGGCACGGUCGGUUCCAGUGUCUUGGGAAGACUAUUGCGGCCAUGGAAUUGAACAAGAUCUUCAUCGAGCUGUUCCGGAGAUUCGACUUUGCGGUUGUGACUCCUCAAGAGCCUCUCAAGCUUUAUGACGCUGCUUUCUGGGUCACAACCGAUUUCUGGUUGCGAGUACUACCGAGAUCGAGCUAACCUUCCUAGUCUGAUAUGCAAUGCUUUCUAGAGAUUUCCUGGCUUGAAGAUGUCUCGCUAGCAUGAAAUUGCGAAGCCCAAGAUACCCAUGUUUCCUUUGUUGUUGGGAAUGUUGACCAAGAGAGAAGCUACUGAGAAUUUGGGUGCCGGAAUAUGAUAGCAAGUAAUGUGAUAGCAAGUCGGCCAAGGAGCGCGUACUCUUCAGCAUCGUAGGAUCAUUACUCAUUGAAUAGGAAUCCAGU